UCUCCCCUCUCCUUCAUAAUGGCCUCCCUCGCCCGUCUCCGGCCACGUCUCGCCCCCAGGCUUUCUCCUUUCGUCCGCUCGCUCCAGACAGCGGCGGACAGUACACAGUUGACCCAGUCGCUACCGGACGACCACUCGCAUCCGUUCACGCUCAGGCUUCAUGAGGACUCUUUCAGGACAUACAAUGCCGACCUGCCAUCGUUUGAUGUCGAUGUCACCAAGGCGGACCUCCUCAAAAUGUAUCAGCAGAUGACGACGAUGCGGAGGAUGGAGCAGAGUGCGGAUGCGCUCUACAGGUCGAAGUUGAUUCGCGGUUUCUGCCAUCUUGCUAUCGGACAGGAAGCCGUCGCCGUCGGCAUUGAACACUCCAUCACCCCCGAAGACCUCGUCAUCACCUCCUACCGCUGCCACCCCUUCGCCGUCCUCCGCGGCGGCACCAUUACCGGCGUACUCGCCGAGCUCCUCGGUCGUCAAGGAGGCAUGUCCAACGGCAAGGGUGGAUCCAUGCACAUCUUCACCCCUCGUUUCUUCGGAGGGAACGGUAUCGUCGGUGCCCAAGUUCCGCUCGGUGCAGGUCUCGCGCUCGCGCAGCAGUAUAUGGGCAAGCCGACGGCUACGUUCGCGAUGUAUGGUGAUGGAGCGUCGAAUCAGGGACAGGUGUUUGAGGCCUUUAACAUGGCUAAGCUCUGGAACCUCCCUUGUGUCUUCGUUUGCGAGAACAACAAAUACGGUAUGGGUACCUCCGCCGAGCGCUCUUCCUCCAACACCGAGUACUUCACUCGUGGAGACAAGAUCCCCGGUCUUCAGGUCAACGGUAUGGACAUCAUCGCUGUCGCGCAGGGCGUGAAGUACGCACGUGAAUGGGCAAUCUCUGGCAAGGGCCCUCUGCUCCUCGAAUUUGUUACUUACCGUUACGGCGGUCACUCGAUGUCCGACCCGGGAACCACCUACCGUACCCGUGACGAGGUCCAGAAGAUGCGGAGCACUCAGGACCCGAUCCGUGGCUUGCAGAGGUACAUCGAGGAAUGGGGUGUCGCUACCUCUGAGGACCUCAAGAAAAUGGACAAGGAGGCCAAGCAGAUCGUCGACGAGGCGACGGAGGAGGCUAAGAAGUCGCCGGAGCCUGCGCUCGACGAUCUCUGGACGGAUAUUUAUUAUAAGGGUACCGAGCCGCCGUUCAUGAGGGGUAGGGAGAGGGAGGAGGUGCAUUACUUCUGAUUGUGACGUGGAAGUGGAAUGUGCCGUGACUUUGUUGUCGUAGCUACCUUUUUCUUAUUUCGUUGACGUUUGACUGUCGUGGUUUGCUGUGCCCGCUCUUGAACUCUGGAUGAGUUGAUGGCGGGUGACGUGUUGCCGUGCAGGGUGCUGGCAAUUCUUUGGGCUUCGCUUUAUGGCUUAGGUGAAUAGCGGCUAGCCUUCUUCUUUUUCUUUUCGAUGCGGUCCAAUGAGUGGGGUAUCAACGCAUCUUUGGGCGUGGUUAUGGUAGAUGUGGAUAGACGCGAGUCCCGUUUGUUUGUUUGUUUUGCUCUUCUCUUCUCCGUUAAUAUGUCGGUUCGGUAGAUAUAUUAAGUAGAUAAUUCAUGGCUUGGGUUCAUGGCAUUGCGAAUGCACACCACUGGGAGAGUCUGAUAAAUAUUGUUCGACCGGUACAUACUGCGACGACUUUGUCGAUGCGGAGUUAUUAGAUUCUCGCUUUCGCCUCUGGGGAGUAGGCAGCCCUGGCUACAUCUCUUCUUCAAGUCCACCGCCUUCCCUUCUACCAUAUCCCUCGUCUUUCUGCCAUCGUCACAUUCAUUGUCUCCUUCCACCUCACCGCCUUGCAACCUCAACAAACGAGAAACUAGGUCGCUCGUUGCGGUGUGGGCGACGAGAGUAGAUAGAAAAAUCACCCAAGUCGUCAUGUGGGAUGGUCAUAUAUUCCCUAUCCGGCGAGAUGGAUGAAUAGUACAAUAAUGUGAAGCGCAACUCAGAAUUAUCGGAGGCCCUCCAAGCACGAACACGUCCAUCUGAAUAUGUAUACAGUCGGCUAUAUCGGUUCCACAUAGAAACAAAAUCCGUGAGCUCCUCGGAAGAUUGUGGAAUCAGCUCGCCACUGGCAACAUUCCAUAUGCUGAUGUGCUUGUCGCAAGCAGCGAGUAUGAAUCUUCCAUCUGUAGAGCAGUCGAGAUGGCUGACAGGGUGGUUAGGCUCUGCGAAGCUGUGAAUAAUAUCGCCAGAAGAUACAUCCCACAUCAUAGUGUUGCCGAACAUGUCGCUCGAGAUAACCCUGCUGCUAUCCGACCAAAAUACCACAGCACUGAUCCAAGUUUUAUGCCCGGUAAACUUGGCCAGUUUCGUUCCCGUCUGUGCAUUCCAGAUGCGAACUGUAUUAUCCCAGAACCCGGAGACGAUGUAUCGCCCGUCUGGAGAGAUUGCAACAGCGGAAACAAAUCCCUUGUGACCCUUCAGCGGCCCAAGAAUACUCUCGCAGGUUUGCACGUCCCACACUGUGACUGCGCCGUCAACUGAGCCAGUGACGAAGGAUUUUCCAUCGGGUGCGAAGGCGGUGCAAAUAAUGUGCCUGCGGAUCGGGAAAGAGAUCGUUUUGUGAUGAUACCAGUCACCAGCUGGGGACCAGUCUUUGAGUGUGCGAGAGUGAGUGGUGCCGAUG
Molecule: messenger RNA, 2650 nt
Organism: Stereum hirsutum FP-91666 SS1
Lineage: Eukaryota; Fungi; Basidiomycota; Agaricomycetes; Russulales; Stereaceae
Product: pyruvate dehydrogenase e1 component alpha subunit
Exons: 8
Coding region: 19-1218 (399 amino acids)
Biological process (GO): pyruvate decarboxylation to acetyl-CoA
Cellular component (GO): intracellular membrane-bounded organelle
Molecular function (GO): pyruvate dehydrogenase (acetyl-transferring) activity
Source: RefSeq, a predicted model, not a curated record